AUGGCAAAGGGCCCCCUCACGCUGUGCUUAUGUCUGCUGGGAGCCUGCCUGGCUGCUGGACACACAGUGUUCCUGGGCAGCAGGGAGGCCAGCUCGGUGCUGCAGAGGCAGCGCAGAGCCAACUCCAACCGCCUGGAGGAGGUGAUCCCUGGCAACCUGGAGAGGGAGUGCAUCGAGGAGAAGUGCAGCUACGAGGAGGCCCGGGAGGUGUUUGAGAACGAAGAGAAAACGAUGCAGUUUUGGCAAACAUACGUUGAUGGGGACCAGUGCGACCCCAACCCGUGCAAAAACGGAGCCCAGUGCAAGGACCAGAUCAAUUCCUACGUGUGCUGGUGCCCAGCUGGCUAUGAAGGCAAGAACUGUGAGAUAGACUUCACCUGUGCUAUCAAAAAUGGAGGCUGCAAGCACUUCUGCAGUCAUCAGCCCCCACAGAAGGUUGUGUGCUCCUGUGCCCCUGGCUAUAAACUGCAUGAAGAUGGAAAGGCCUGUGAACCUGCAGUGCCGUUCCCCUGCGGGAGGAUCACGGCUCCCGAGGCCCAGAGGAAGCUGACGCGCUCCAUGAACACCUUUGAGCACUGGAACAGCACGGGCGAGGAGCCCGAGGAGGGGCAGGGCCCCGAGGAGGGCCAGGACAACACCACGGAGAGCAGCAGCACCGCAGCCCCCGCCAGGAUCACGCCCGUGCUCAGGACGGGCACACGCGUUGUUGGCGGCUCGGACAGCAUGAAGGGAGAGGUGCCCUGGCAGGUUCUGCUGGUGAACAGCCAAGGCGAGGGCUUCUGCGGCGCCACCAUCCUCAACGAGAAGUGGCUGGUGACAGCAGCACACUGCCUGAAGCCAGAGUUCACCCACAACCUCACUGCUGUGGCAGGUGAACACGACGUCCGGAGCGAUGACCACACGGAGCAGCUGCGCAAGGUGGUGAGGCUGCUGCCGCACCCCACGUACAACGCCUCCAUCAACGAGUACCACAACGACAUCGCCCUGCUGGAGCUGGAGCGGCCGCUCACCUUCAACAGCUACGUGACGCCCGUGUGCCUGGGCAGCCGCGAGUUCACCAACACCCUCCUGAAGCAGGGCGUGGGCACCGUCAGCGGCUGGGGCACGGUGCUGUUCCGCGGCCGCGCCGCCACCACGCUGCAGGUGCUCAGGGUGCCCUUCGUGGACCGGCCCACCUGCCUGAAGAGCACCUCCACCAGCAUCCUGCAGAACAUGUUCUGCGCGGGGUUCCCCACCGGCGGCAGGGACACGUGCGAGGGGGACAGCGGGGGCCCCUACACCACCGAGAUCGAGGGCACCUGGUUCCUCACGGGCAUCACCAGCUGGGGCGAGGAGUGCGCCCUGCCCGGCAAGUACGGCAUCUACACCAGGGUCUCCAAGUACGUCAAGUGGAUCAAGCAAACCACCAAGCUCCCCUGAGGCCGGGAGGAGCGCUGAGCCCUGCUGGGGAGGCUGCACCGCGCGGGAGGAUGGACUGGGGAUGUGGAGAGGGACCUUGGCAAUCCCCGUGGCUUUGAGAGACCGUGGCAUUUCAAUAAACGUUUCUGGAUGAAAUAACUUCUGCUCUUGGAAGGAAGUAGUUGAGAGAAUGCAAUGAAAAUGUGGUAAUAAGGAAAUAAAAAGCCUUUUAAU
Messenger RNA from Melospiza georgiana, 1632 nucleotides. RefSeq names its product coagulation factor IX (gene F9). Gene Ontology annotation, molecular function: calcium ion binding; serine-type endopeptidase activity. Lineage: Eukaryota; Metazoa; Chordata; Aves; Passeriformes; Passerellidae. Bases 1 to 1419 code for a protein of 472 amino acids. The record is from RefSeq and is a predicted model, not a curated record. The transcript is spliced from 8 exons. Gene Ontology annotation, cellular component: extracellular region. Gene Ontology annotation, biological process: zymogen activation; blood coagulation.